Messenger RNA from Nakaseomyces glabratus, 1044 nucleotides. RefSeq lists its product as uncharacterized. Lineage: Eukaryota; Fungi; Ascomycota; Saccharomycetes; Saccharomycetales; Saccharomycetaceae. The record is from RefSeq and is a predicted model, not a curated record.
AUGAAAGUUUCUAAUAUCAACUCCGUUUUAUUUCUCGCUUCUCAGUUGGCUUCUGCCGCUGGCGGUGAGAUUGUCACUGUGACUGAGACAUCUACAGUCUGCUCCACCAAGACCCUAACAGUGCCAAUGACUGUCACAGUCACGCCAAAGCCGGCGCCUCCUGUGCGUCCUUCCAAAGUCGCGAAGCUCGCCAAUGAGAUGAACUUCAUCUUCAACAUGGCUGGUGCCAUCAAGUCGUGUCUGCCUGACUCUGGCAUAACUGUGCCACCCAGCUGGGCGCGCGUGCAAUGCACAUUCUAUGUGUUCAACCUGAUGCUUUCCCUAACCAUUAACAUCAUUGGUGGUAAGGACCACCACGAGUUUUGGAAGAAAAGGCAACAGCAAUGGAGGGAGUGGGAGGAGAAGUACUGGCAAGAAGCGGGCGACGGCGAAGACGAGGGCGAUUGCUCUGAUGAGGAAGAGAGCUCCACUGACCCUCACGGGAAUGCGGUGGCCACCAACGACAACGCUUUGCUAUCUUUCAAGACCACGAAGAUGCUCAUGGACAAGCUCGGUGUGCAGGUGUACCCUUACAUGAACGAAACCACUUUGCAAGAGUGUGUGCACUACAAGUUUGUCAAGGACCGCUACAAGGACUUACUGGGCCAGGACCUGGUCGAAGGCACCGUGUGCUUGUCUCAGCAUGGAUUAGCAACUUUUGUGAAGUUGCCAGACAACAGUGCAGAAGACACAGAGGACGGCAAAGACAGCGGUACUGGUGCUACGGGUGGUGAACUCUUGGACUACCAAAGCUUCAUGAACAAGUUGCGGCCACAGAUGUACGUGAAGAAGUUCGACAAGUACCUGCACAACAUCAAGCAGGCCAAGUUCAUGACCACCUGGCAGCUCAUCAACUUCAAGCAGUACUCCAAGGACAUCAUGCGCGAGCUCGCCUAUGUGACGGACCAGCUGCGGGACCCCGACCACAAACACAUCUCCUUCGAGCUCAAAAACAAGGAGGACCCAGCGGAUCUCACACCAAUGAUGAGUUUCAACAUAUUGUGA